AUAUAAGGGAGAGGGUCAGGGGCUUUAGGCAGUCACUCGUGUCUUCCUUGGUUUUCACUCUCGCCUCAACAGCAACCCAAAGAUAUAAAAAUGGUGUUCGGCAACCUCAACGAAGGUGAAGUGAAAUGCGCCCUGGACGCAUGCUCAGCUGCUGACUCCUUCAACUACAAGAACUUCUUCAAGUCAUGCGGCCUGGCCAGCAAGUCCUCAGAUGAUGUCAAGAAGGCCUUUGCCAUCAUUGACCAGGACAACAGUGGCUUCAUUGAGGAGGAGGAGCUGAAGCUGUUCCUGCAGAACUUCUGCCCCAGUGCCAGAGCCCUCACCGACAAGGAGACCAAGGCUUUCCUUGCCGCUGGUGACAGUGAUGGUGAUGGCAAGAUCGGAGUCGAUGAGUUUGCUGCCCUUGUUAAGGCAUAAAUUUCCAUUGACCAAGAUCAACCUCUUUUCAUGGAACUGCAAACACCUUGCAAGAUUCAGUAAUCAUCAGCUGAAAGAAUAUUUUUUUAUACCUUAUUUAUGAGUUGCCUGCAGACUGUUUCUCAACAUGGAACACAUAUUUUACUGUUUAUGCUGUGAUAUGUUUGAAAAAUGACUUGUGCAAAUUGUACAGUACCAUCUGCACUUCUGAGGAAGAGUGAAAAACCAGGAAUAAAUACUCUUUUGGUGUAAAGUCA
Molecule: messenger RNA, 674 nt
Organism: Solea senegalensis (Senegalese sole)
Lineage: Eukaryota; Metazoa; Chordata; Actinopteri; Pleuronectiformes; Soleidae
Product: parvalbumin beta 3-like
Exons: 5
Coding region: 91-417 (108 amino acids)
Cellular component (GO): cytoplasm; nucleus
Molecular function (GO): calcium ion binding
Source: RefSeq, a predicted model, not a curated record